Messenger RNA from Pseudogymnoascus verrucosus, 4551 nucleotides. RefSeq lists its product as uncharacterized. Lineage: Eukaryota; Fungi; Ascomycota; Leotiomycetes; Thelebolales; Thelebolaceae. The transcript is spliced from 2 exons. The coding region runs from base 2460 to 4244 and encodes 594 amino acids. Gene Ontology annotation, molecular function: protein dimerization activity; RNA polymerase II cis-regulatory region sequence-specific DNA binding; DNA-binding transcription factor activity, RNA polymerase II-specific. Gene Ontology annotation, biological process: regulation of transcription by RNA polymerase II. The record is from RefSeq and is a predicted model, not a curated record.
ACGUUUUUCAAAGUUUCCUACCAUCACCCCGACAACUGUGCAUGAACUGCAAACGAUAUUCAGAGCCCUUUUUACGAACUUUUAUCAUCGGUGCCUUGGUGGUUACCGACUGCUCUGAGUGUACUAUACCUCGCGGCUCACUCUAACUCUGAGGCGUGGUUGGUACUAUUUUAAUACUCUCCCAGUCAACAAACUUGGUUGUAGCCUCACACACACAAGUCACUGUCGCCGUUGAUUCACUCUCGUCAAGCCAACAUCCAUCUUCACACAUCAAACUUCACAAGCUCGGACAUAAAACUCCAUAUAGCACAGCACACUCACCGCUACAAACAAGUUCUCACUGUUACCAGCACUCUCACCGAGUACUGCAGCGGUAAACGACAUCUCCCAAUACAACCAUACAUCCAACAAACCCACCAAACUACAACAAGCGCAGGCUGCAGCGGUGUGCCUUUUUUGUUCCAAGAGAGGCUGUGAUUACCAGUCAUACAGGACGUUGCUGUGCGACUUCUGCAGCAAUAUCCGACCGAGCACCAACCGCCUGUCCAUGCGAACUCCAGCUCAAAAAAUCAAGUCGCAAACACUACCACAACACUCUUCGGCCCUUCUUCCACUCUACCCACGUUCUUUUCGCAUGAGAGAGACUCGAUCCUGCACCUGGAUCUGUCAGCGCGCCGUCGACCCGUACAACCUACUCAUAGCAACUUUGCCGUACGGCACUUUCCACCUUUCAGUUCCCCGCCAACUUACAACUUAACCGCUGGAACCAAGAUUAUUCAAAAGCAAGAACGAACCCAAGUCGGAGCUACUGUGCUCUACUCUAUAUUAUAACGACCUUCGAAGCAAGCAUUUCCCACCUUGCCGACGCUCGUUGAACCUAUCAUAUCAGCCUCGGUAUAUUAUCUAGCCGACGGACGGAGAGUUAGCCUCCAGCUUUGCAAUAAACUAUACUGUGGCGAAAUUCGAUAUUGGAGACUCACCCCAUACCGAUCAUACCCCAUACACCAUCAUACCCGUCGCAUCCAUCUCAUCGUCGAAAAGCCACGAGGGUUUAAGUGGAUUCCGGUACUGGUAGUACAGCUACAUCCCAUCCUUGUCCACGUUGUGCUAUAUACACCAUAUACACUUCGGGCUUCUUUUCCUCUAAAGACAGUUAGAAGGAAAGAAAGGAAAGCUCUUAGCGACAAACUAUCCCACCUAUCCCACAUCCCACCUAUCUCGCCCGCACCAUACGAUCGUGAGAUUCCCGGCCCGCCUCUUCAGCUCGGACGCGCUUGCCUUCAACAGUACUCGAGUACAUACAAUUUACGAGUACAUUUACAUUUACUCCACACUUCUGAUACUCGGCGAAUGCACGAAUGCACAGAUCGCACAAUACUCAAGACCACUCCUUUCCCCGCCAUUACAGCGAAACACAUCAACGACUCCGCUGAUUCGCUCCACUUAAACAACACACCGAUAUUAUAUUGACACAAACCACCACCGCCCCUUUUCGCGCCCUCGCUCCGUCUCUUGGGCACACACUUUAACAUCCGCGCCAGGCUCGAACAGUAAGCUGUUCACUUCGGCGAUAUAGUAGCCAAAGCCUACGCACCUUCCUUGUCUUCUCCGGGUCGCCAACCAGCAUUCCCGUCUUUCCCGAAACUACAAAGUGUUAAUUACCCCAUAUUCUACACUACUACAAACUCAAUAUCGACUGGCAUUCCCUGGUCUUCGAUCCGCCAACCAAUAUACCUGCCUUACAGUGGCUACUACACACCGAGGAUAUACCGCUUGUGUACAGUACGGUACAAAGUGAGCAAAUCUCACGAUACUGUUACAGCCUCGGUCAACAAACUCUCCCUUGCCCAGGCUUUCAACAAAACACCAAGACAAGAAAGUGCGCCAAUCCCUUCUACUUCAUUAUUGUAUGAAGCUCGGCGAUUCGAUUGGAACUCGUCCCAGGUCUUAAGGCGGCCACGUUUUUUACCUGUCAUAAAUAUCGUGAGUGGGAAUUCCUCCGCAAUCUAGCGACUUGGCUAGCACCGCCUUUUUGUCUGGCUCAUCUACGAGCCCGACCCUACCACCUCGAACUCUCCCUUUAUCCAUGACAGGCAAAACACGCCACGCCUGCACUUUCACAAUACGCUGUCGUUGCUCCAUUAUUCCCUUGUCAGACGGCAAUUGACGGCUUGCGACACAGAUCGUACAUCAAGUACAGGAUCCUUGUCAUCCCACUAGAGUACCUUGCGGAUCCGGAUUGCGCAGUUUCGCCUCAACUUCGAAGCGGUAAGAGCGGUAAUUGAUGCACCACCACCACCGAGACGAACCCUUAAUAGCCAAGAGAGCAUUGCAACCUUCAGGAAUUACUACAUCUCCGACCCCCGCAAUCACCAACUAGCAACCUUCGAAAAGACAAACUUCGGCCCACAACUUGGCUGCGCAAACCUUCAGAGAACAGCCGGGGCCUCUUAAAAACAAUGGCUGGCACGGGAGCGUCCAGUCCCUUCAUCAAGGACGAGCCUGACGACCAGCUCUUCGGCGCCGCCGGGCACAACCAAAGAUUCAUGGGCAAUUCCCAUCAGCAGUUCAACAUGCCACAACAACAAUUCAACAACUUCGGUUCCACACCUGGAACGAAUGGAAGCAUAAACCCCAACGACCUGUCAAUGCCAAUGUCAGUUCAAGCGGGUAGUUACCUUGGCGGUGGCUUCCAAGGAAACUUUGCGUCGCAACCAUCAAAUCCCAACGGCAGUUACUCGAAGGGCAUCUCCGCAUUAGACGACGAUGACCUACUUGAAAGCCUGGGUGGAUUCCAAGAGCAGACCAACAUAGGCCACAAUGGGAUGCCGCAAAACCAGCAGAAUUUCAACAACCUCGAGGAAUUCGACUUCAACAUCCAGACCAUGUACCCCGGACAAGCCGGCUCCAUGCCGAUGGAGCAGCACCCCCAGAUGGUCAACGUCUACUCCAGCACACCCGACGGAGACCCAAUACAGAGCCCGUUCGUGCACAACUUCAACCACCAACAAAUAAGACAAAUGCAGCAGCAACACCAACAACAAUUUGGCAGCUCUCUGCAGUCACCUAACUCCUUCACAAAUUCCCCUCUCGCAGCUGAGCUGCAUUCUGGGUCCGCAGACAACUACAUGAAACAACGGACACGGCCGUCUCUGCCAAUGCAGCGCAAGCCGUCAAACUCAAGGGGACCAUUAACGCCAAAGACCCCUGGCAUCGGCAUCGGUGUCGGAUCCAUGAACCUCAACGGACAAGAAUCAGGCUCCUACCCCUCCCAACCUAUCCGCACCAGCGCCCACCGCAAGACCCCCUCAACACAAUGGGAGCAAAGCGUCGGCAGCCUGCAAUCCUUCCCCGGCUCCGGCUUCUCCUCCCCCAUCCAACAAGGCAUGCACCCCAACCCGCAAAUCGCCGACAUCCUCAAGACGGGCUCGAUGCCCACCAAGCUCAACGGCGCGCAAUCCGGCAGCGCCCCCGCGAUGCAGACACAGGAGAUGAAGCGACGCAGGCGGCGCGAGUCACAUAACCUCGUCGAGCGACGCCGCCGCGAUAACAUCAACGAGCGCAUCCAGGAACUCAGCCACCUGGUCCCCAUGCACCGACUCGAGGACGAGAAGGUGCGGAAGGCGCUGCAGAAUAACUCGCCCCUCUCCCCGACGCUGGGAUCGACGAGCAUUUCCCCGCCGCAGGCUACGUCGGGGCUUGCGGGGCCUGGGGCAAGGAGAGCGACGGCGGGGAAUAUUACGCAGGGCAUUCCGGUGGAGGAGAAGGAUAAGGGGCCUAAUAAGGGGGAUAUUCUUAAUGGGUCGGUGAGCUGGACGAGGGAUCUCAUGUGGAUGCUUCAUGUCAAGUUGCAGCAGCAGGAGGAACUCGCAAACCUUAUCACGGACCUCGGCGGCACCUACCCCUUUGAACCCACCGAGGACGAGAGGCGCAUGCAGACCGAGCUCGUGGACGCUAUGCACAAGAACGGCGUAUCAUCCUUCUCCUACUCCCGCGCCCCCGGCACGGGGCUGAGGGUGCCCAAACACACGGAUAUUAAGGGAGACCCCGUUGGCGCGGCGAGGGGCGAUGUGGAUAGUAGCAGUAAUGGCGUCAGCCCCGCGGAGAAUGGGGGAGGAGAGGACGCAGCGACGGCGGUGGGCGUGGGGGGCCAGUAUUGGAGCGGACAUAAUAGUGGGGGCAGUGGUGCGGGGAGUGUGAGUUUUAAGGAGGAGGAUGAGUAUGGGAUGGAUCUUACGCAGUAGUUGAGCUGCUGCGUGUUGUCUGUCCAGCUUGCUUGCGCAUCCUUUGCUUGACCUUUUUCAGCUUUACCCCCUCCCCCGGUCCACGGGGUGGGGGUUUCAAGUCAUUUCUCAUAUCUUACCUAUGAUACCUGGCACACAACAACGGCGUUACGACUUGAAAUGUGGCUCACGAUGUCUUGCUCUUUUUUUUUUGCUUUACUUUUGCUUUUACAGUUCGUUCCAAGUCCGCGCUUUUACGCGCGCGCGAAGACACGCAUGUUUGUUUGUUUGUUCUGUUGGUGUUUUUGGCGGUGUCGGUUAUUCGGGG